Messenger RNA from Theobroma cacao (cacao), 2199 nucleotides. Its product is annotated as MACPF domain-containing protein At4g24290-like. Gene Ontology annotation, biological process: regulation of salicylic acid mediated signaling pathway; plant-type hypersensitive response. The record is from RefSeq and is a predicted model, not a curated record. Gene Ontology annotation, cellular component: plasma membrane. NCBI's taxonomy places the organism in Eukaryota, Viridiplantae, Streptophyta, Magnoliopsida, Malvales, Malvaceae.
CAACCAAAAAAAAUCACGACGGCGUUGAAAAUGUGCCAUCUUUGACCUCUCAAAGUUCCCAUCCCAUAUAUAAGUAUAGGCAGCAUGAAUAGCGAAGAAGUCUUGUUUGCGACUCGAUGGCGAGGAAAGCUGCGGAGGCUGCGGUUGAUUCGAUUGGAUUGGGAUACGAUCUUUACGCUGAUCUGAAGCUCAAAUACUGCAAGAAGACCUCCAAGUUGAUAAGCAUCGCAGAUCAUGAUCACGUCCGGGACAUCGCCAUUCCCGGGGGGAUUUUGGUUCGUAAUGUUCCCAAAUAUAUUAAGUGCGAUAAGGGGGAGCGGAUCAGGUUCGGCUCUGAUGUCCUCUCUUUCCAGCAGAUGUCAGAGCAGUUUAACCAGGAACUCUCUCUGUCCGGUAAAAUUCCUUCGGGCCACUUCAAUUCUGCAUUCUCAUUCACAGCAGGUUGGCAGAAAGAUGCUGCCAACACUAAAACCCUCGCUUUUGAUGGCGUUUUUAUCACACUUUACAACAUUGCUCUAGAAAAAUCUCAGGUCACGCUGUGUGAUCAUGUAAAGCAAGCGGUCCCUUCAUCAUGGGAUCCUCCUGCAUUAGCUAAGUUUAUUGAGACCUAUGGAACCCAUAUUAUUGUUGGUGUGAAGAUGGGUGGAAAAGAUGUGGUAUAUAUGAAACAACCGCAUUCAUCACCUCUCCAACCGAUUGAAGUACAAAAGAAAUUAAAGGACUUGGCAGACGAAAUGCUCAUACAAGGAACUGGGGUACAUAAAACCAACUAUGAGAAAUUGAACAAGAGAGAAAAGAUUUUUAAAGAACAUGGGCUAGCUUCCAUGGACAUGUUACAAACUAGUUCUUAUUCCCAAGUGGAGUUUCAGGAUAUUAAAUUCAUUUGCAAAAGAAAUGGAGGAAAGUUGAAUACAAAUUUAUCACACACUGAAUGGUGCCAAACUGUUCAGUCUGAACCAGAUGUGAUCUCCAUGUCUUUUAUCCCAAUCACAUCAUUGCUCACUGGAGUUAAUGGGAGUGGAUUUUUGACGCAUGCCAUCAAUCUAUACCUUCGCUAUAAGCCUUCAGUUGAUGAACUGCAUCAGUUUUUGGAGUUUCAGCUUCCAAAGCAGUGGGCACCAGUAUUUGGUGAGCUGGCCCUUGGUCCUCAGAAGAAGCAACAAAAUAGUGCAUCAUUGCAGUUUAGCUUCAUGGGCCCCAAGCUUUAUGUUAACACAACACCGGUUUAUGUGGGUAAAAAGCCUGUAACUGGCCUUCGACUUUAUUUGGAAGGCAAAAGGGGCAACUGUUUGGCAAUUCACUUGCAGCAUCUUUCCUCACUGCCAAAGACAUUCCAGCUUGAGAAUGAACCAAGCGCCAGUGUCUCUGAUCCCACUUCUGAACGCAAGUACUAUGAGAAGAUUCAGUGGAAGAGCUUCUCGCACGUCUGCACAGCUCCUGUAGAGUCUGAUGAUGAUCUCUCUAUUGUUACUGGGGCCCACUUUGAAGUUGGAGACUCUGGCUUGAAGAAAAUUUUAUUCUUACGGUUGCAUUUCUCUAAAUUAAUAGGUGCAAAUGCUAUCAAGGAGCCUGAGUGGGAUGGCUCUCCUGGCUUGGCCCAAAAAUCUGGAAUGAUCUCAACAUUGAUCAGCACUCAUUUCUCAAGUGCUCAAAAACAAGCUCCACAGCCAACCGAGGUCAACAUAAAUUCUGCUGUCUACCCUGGGGGCCCUCCAUUGCCUUGCCAAGCACAGAAGCUUCUGCGGUUUGUUGACACAACAGAAAUGACUAGAGGACCACAAGAUUUACCAGGGUACUGGGUUGUCUCGGGUGCAAGGCUAGUUGUUGAAAAAGGAAAAAUAUCAUUGCGAGUAAAAUAUUCUCUCUUGACUAUGCUAUUACCAGAUUAGAGGUGACAAUCCGACAGUUUGGAUCAGUUCUGGUUCAAAUAAGGUGUUAUGGAUCAAUUGUUCUGGGUUGUAGUUGUUUUCUUUUUUUUUUUUUCAAUUAAUUUGGGUCGAAUCAAGUUAGGUUAUGAGUGAGUUGUGUGGAUUGUGUACUUGAUGGCUGGUUUUCAUUUUUUUUUUUUUUUGCUUCUUGUUGAUGUGCCUACAACAGUUUGUCUUUCUGAUGGCCUCUAGGCACUGUUCAUAUUCUUGCAAUGGCUGUGUAUAUAAUAUUUCUCAAAGGUUAAAUUACAUAAUUAGUUUUCAUACUCUA